AUGGCUUCUCGGCGCCUAGCGUACAACUUCAACCAGGCUCUGCGCAGUCGCGCCGCCCUGAAGUCCAUUCAGCCCGUCAAGCGUGGCUUUGCUUCCCCCGUCGCCCUCCCGUCCACCACCCAGUCCACCACCCUCUCCAACGGUUUCACGAUCGCCACCGACUACUCCCCAUGGGCCCAGACGUCAACCGUCGGUGUCUGGAUCGACGCCGGUAGCCGGGCAGAGACUGACAAGACCAACGGAACCGCGCACUUCCUGGAGCACCUUGCCUUCAAGGGCACCAGCAAGCGCUCCCAGCACCAAUUGGAGCUCGAGAUCGAGAACAUGGGCGCUCACCUCAACGCCUACACAUCGAGGGAAAACACUGUCUACUACGCCAAGUCCUUCAACAACGAUGUCCCCAAGGCCGUCGAUAUCCUCGCCGAUAUUCUGCAGAACUCCAAGCUCGAGCCCGCUGCCAUUGAGCGCGAGAGGGACGUGAUCCUCCGCGAGCAGGAGGAGGUUGACAAGCAGCUCGAGGAGGUUGUCUUCGACCACCUCCACGCUACCGCUUACCAGCACCAGCCCCUCGGCCGCACCAUCCUCGGCCCCAAGGAGAACAUCCAGACCAUCACCCGCGACAACCUGACCGACUACAUCAAGACCAACUACACUGCCGACCGCAUGGUCCUCGUCGGUGCUGGCGGUAUCCCCCACGAGCAACUCGUCAAGCUCGCUGAGCAACACUUCGGUUCUCUCCCCAGCAAGCCCCCUACCUCCGCCCUCGCCGCCCUCACCGCUGAGCAGAAGCGCCAGCCCGACUUCAUCGGAUCCGAGGUCCGUGUCCGUGACGACACCCUCCCCACUGCCCACAUCGCCCUUGCCGUUGAGGGUGUCAGCUGGAAGGAUGACGACUACUUCACUGCCCUUGUCGCCCAGGCCAUCGUCGGUAACUGGGACCGUGCCAUGGGCAACUCCCCCUACCUUGGCAGCAAGCUCAGCUCCUUCGUUGAGCGCAACAACCUCGCCAACAGCUUCAUGAGCUUCUCCACCAGCUACAGCGACACUGGUCUCUGGGGUAUCUACCUUGUCUCCGAGAACCUGACCAAGGUUGACGACCUCAUCCACUUCGCUCUCCGCGAGUGGUCUCGUCUGUCCUUCAACGUCACCGCCGCCGAGGUCGAGCGCGCCAAGGCCCAGCUCAAGGCUUCCAUCCUCCUUUCCCUCGACGGUACCACCGCCGUUGCCGAAGACAUUGGUCGCCAGAUCAUCACCACCGGCCGCCGCCUCUCCCCCGAGGACAUCGAGCGCACAAUCGGACAGAUCACCGAGAAGCACGUCAUGGACUUUGCCAACCGCAAGCUGUGGGAUCAGGAUAUCGCCCUGAGCGCCGUCGGCAGCAUCGAGGGUAUCCUCGACUACAACCGUCUCCGAUCGGACAUGAGCCGAAACACUUACUAA
This is a messenger RNA of Aspergillus mulundensis, 1440 nucleotides long. RefSeq names its product mitochondrial processing peptidase. Gene Ontology annotation, molecular function: metalloendopeptidase activity; metal ion binding. Gene Ontology annotation, cellular component: mitochondrion. NCBI's taxonomy places the organism in Eukaryota, Fungi, Ascomycota, Eurotiomycetes, Eurotiales, Aspergillaceae. The transcript has 5 exons. The record is from RefSeq and is a predicted model, not a curated record. The coding region runs from base 1 to 1440 and encodes 479 amino acids.